AUGACAACAACCUUUUUAGAAAGAGUUGAACAUGUAUUACAAUUUUUAUUAAAAUUAGUAGGACCAUUAUUUGUAAUAUUUGCAACAUUAUUAAUUGGUUCAAUAGCAGUAGUUCAUUUUGUAAUAAUAUUACCCACAUUAAUUUCACCUACACAUAGAAAUGAUGAUGGAACAACUGAUAAAAUAGAUGAUACAAGCACAACUAGCCAUACAUAUUUAUUUUUAUAUAGUUUAUUUCAUUAUUCAUUAUCAUUUUUCUUAUUAUUUAAUGUUGCAUUCAAUUAUGCUUUAACAAUUAUAACUUCACCAGGUCAUCCACCAAGGGAAUCAGAUUAUUCAGAAGAGAAAAUAAUAGAAUUUAAAAGUAUUAAAACUAUAAAGAGAUCAGAGACAUAUAGAUUUUGUAUACAUUGUAGAUUACCAAAAGAAGAGAGAACUCAUCAUUGUCAAUUAUGUGGUACAUGUGUUUUAAAAAUGGAUCAUCAUUGUCCAUGGGUUAAUAAUUGUGUUGGAGCAAAUAAUCAUCGAUACUUUAUGUUAUUUUUAGUUUAUCUUUGGAUAUCAUGUGUUUAUGUUUGUAUAUUAUCCUAUCCACAUGUAUUCAAUAGUGAGAGUGGUUAUAUACCGUUUUCAAUGUUAAUGUCAUUCGUUAUCACACUAACGAUAGCAUUUGCAUUGGGUGGUUUAUUAGGUUGGCAAAUUUAUUUAAUACUUUCAAAUCAAACUACAAUCGAAUUCCUUCAUAAUAGAACUCAAUCUAAAAAAGCAAAAGCAAGAGGUGAAAUUUAUAAAAAUCCUUAUGAUUUUGGUGUCUUACAAAAUUUUAAACAAUUCUUUAAAGCUAAUAAUAAUAAUAAUAAUAAUAAUAAUAAUUUUAAUUGGUUUACAUUUGCAUUACCAACAUUACAACAUCCUGGAAAACAAAAUAAGAAAAUUGAACCUUUAUUGGAAAUUGUUUAA
Messenger RNA from Dictyostelium discoideum AX4, 960 nucleotides. RefSeq lists its product as hypothetical. Lineage: Eukaryota; Evosea; Eumycetozoa; Dictyosteliales; Dictyosteliaceae. Gene Ontology annotation, molecular function: palmitoyltransferase activity; acyltransferase activity; protein-cysteine S-palmitoyltransferase activity. The coding region runs from base 1 to 960 and encodes 319 amino acids. Gene Ontology annotation, cellular component: membrane. The record is from RefSeq and is a predicted model, not a curated record. The transcript is spliced from 3 exons.